GGGAAAGAAGCCCUGACCCACUUCCCCUCCCUAGGAACCUCGACAAACUCAGCCCAGGGGAAGGCUCACAUGAAGCAGUGUGACUUGCUGAAGCUGUCCCGCAAGCAGAAGAGGUUGUGUCGGAGGGAGCCCGGCUUGGCAGAGACGUUGCGCGAUGCCAUCCGCCUUGGGAUCAUGGAGUGCCAGUUCCAGUUUCGCAGCGAGCGCUGGAACUGCAGCCUGGAGGGACGGACCAGUCUGCUGAAGCGAGGUUUUAAGGAAACAGCCUUCCUAUAUGCAGUGUCUUCUGCAGCUCUCACCCACUCCUUGGCCAGAGCAUGCAGCGCGGGUCGCAUGGAGCGCUGCACCUGUGAUGACUCCCCAGACCUGGAGAACCGCAAAGCCUGGCAGUGGGGUGUGUGUGGGGACAACCUCAAAUACAGCACCAAGUUCCUGAAAAAGUUCUUGGGUCAGAAGCGGAUUGGCAAAGAUCUGCGGGCCAAGGUGGACAUCCACAACACCAAUGUGGGCAUCAAGGCUGUCAAAAAUGGACUCAAAACCACAUGCAAGUGCCACGGCGUCUCCGGUUCGUGUGCCGUCCGGACUUGUUGGAAGCAGCUUUCGCCCUUCCAUGAGGUUGGACGACUGCUGAAGCUGCGCUACGAUGAUGCUGUCAAGGUCUUCAGCACCACCAAUGAUGCUGUGGGACACUCAGAGCUGGCCAGCCCGCAGAGACACAGCCAUUCCACCAAGCACCACGCUUCGCCCCGCGCCACCGACUUGGUGUACGUGGAGGAUUCGCCCAGUUUCUGCCGUCCCAGCAAAUACUCCCUGGGAACUGCUGGGAGAACGUGCUCUCGGGAGGGCAACUGUGACAGCAUGUGUUGUGGACGAGGCUACAACACCCAGAGCCGCCUCGUUACCUUUUCUUGCCACUGUCAGGUGCAGUGGUGCUGCUAUGUUGAGUGCCAACAGUGCAUGCAGGAAGAAGUGGUCUACAGUUGCAAGCAGUAAAUCAGUGCUGGAGGGUUAAGGCAAAUCCUAUAGUACAAGAAAGCAGUAUAGAGAGUGGGAUGUGAUUCUCAAAGGUGGCGUAAGGGAGAAGACAAGCACCAAAAAUGUCUUGUUAUCUCAGUGCUGAGAUCCCCCUGUCUGGGGACAGGGUAUGAAAUGCAGAGGUUUGCCAGGUAACACAUCAGGAAGGGGAGAGUGGAAGUGAUAAGGGGACAGUAGGAACAUUGAGGCAGUCAAACUCUCUUGAGCUUGUAACCACAUGCAGGAAUAUUCCCCUCUCCCAUCCCUCACUUGCACUUAUGGAAAUACAGGGGUGGUGACAUCAAAAUACCAAGGGCUUUUACCCUGUUGCCUGGAGGAGAGAAGGACUGGAGGGGCAACUAACCAGAGACUGCAUGCUGAUGCACCAAGGCUAAUGAUUCUGGCAGCAGAGGAUCUUAAUUACCAUUCUCCAGAAGCUGUUUGAAUCUUUUCUGCUUUGAACACACUGUUGUGUAGGGUCAUUUUGAGGCAAGUGUUGUUCCUCAGAAUGCCACUUUGCAAACAAAUGGAGCUCAUAUCCAUCAUCUCCCAGGUCUACACUUUGGGCAUUGGGCUCCAAGCACACUGUAACCAUGGUUGAACUUUGCUGAACACAGAAAACCUGGAAUUGCCUUUGUUAGCAGUGAUCUUUUGCAACAUGCAGCCUUGCAAGGGGUUGUGUUAUGGUGGUGGAUCCAGGGUGAUGGUGCUAAUUAUGCAUCUGUUUUUUUAUUUUAUUUUUUUUCCCAAUCAGAAAGCCUCUUUUGUCUUAUGUGUACUGCUCUUUGCCCUUGCACCCAAUGUUCUGUCCUGCGCUGUGCAAAUGAUACACAAGAUUUUCACAGUAACUGGGGUGUCUUAAGAAUUUGCAAGUCAUUAAUGACAAUAGGAAGCCAGAUAUAUCUGGCCAGUGCAGGGAUUUGUCAUGAGGGAAGUGAUCUAGGGGAAGAGCAUGGACCAGAGAACCAUGGAACCACGGACUGACUGAAGUUGGACACGAUCAUUUACGCAUGCUUUGAACAGUGACUUUGCAGUGAUGAGCAUGUACUCACUUCACCUUGUUGCUCUCUGGCUUUUAUGACUAGUCUCACUUUCUGCUUUAUAAAAGGAUGGGACAGGGCUGACUUAGAGCAGAUCGAGCCUCUAACUGGCUUUGUAGAAGCCAUUAACACCUUCCUAUUGGCUAUCUACAGGUCUCUUAAUGGACCUAUUCCUUUUUAUCCCUUUUUUUUUUUUUUCUGGCUUAAGUUGGCUUGAACUGAAUUAAAGUGUUUAUGACAGACAUAAUGCUGCAAAUUGGGUUAAUUGGCCUUUUUAAAUACCCCAGAAAUUAAUAUUGAGCAGACCAUUAUUUACAUGUUACUCUUAAUCCUGUUGGAGUUGAAAACUUCCCACGAGUCUCAAUGUUCUCAAUGAACAAGCAUACCAGUGAGCUAAAUUAUUAGGAACAGGAAUAAUAGAUGAAGGAACAAAGGAACUGACUUUGAUCUGCACUGAUUCCAGCCUGCCCCACUUGUACAGCAGCUGAGAGAAUGGCAGUACCAUGUCACUGGAUCCCACGUCGUUGCACGGAACAUUCUCAUUUAAACAGUGAGAGGUGGUGGUGGAGGCUGGAAGCAUUUUUAGGGAUAUCAUUCUUUGGGAAGCAAGGGGAGAAUACACCAUUCUGUCUUCUUGCCUUACUGAAGCUCCAUUUCCCAGAUGCCCAUUGGCCAACUGCACAAUCCAUUCUCCACACCCAGAUCUCAUAAUUUAAAGGCAGAUAAGAUGCUCCUAAAUGGAAAGUGUCCUUGAUGAGCUCAGUCCUUUUUAUUGGUCUUUGUAGGGCCCUUGGA
Messenger RNA from Meleagris gallopavo (turkey), 2849 nucleotides. RefSeq names its product Wnt family member 9B (gene WNT9B). The record is from RefSeq and is a predicted model, not a curated record. Gene Ontology annotation, biological process: multicellular organism development; canonical Wnt signaling pathway; cell fate commitment. NCBI's taxonomy places the organism in Eukaryota, Metazoa, Chordata, Aves, Galliformes, Phasianidae. Gene Ontology annotation, cellular component: extracellular region. Gene Ontology annotation, molecular function: frizzled binding; cytokine activity.